Letharia columbiana is the source of this 1692-nucleotide messenger RNA. RefSeq lists its product as uncharacterized. Lineage: Eukaryota; Fungi; Ascomycota; Lecanoromycetes; Lecanorales; Parmeliaceae. Gene Ontology annotation, biological process: lipid metabolic process. The coding region runs from base 1 to 1692 and encodes 563 amino acids. The record is from RefSeq and is a predicted model, not a curated record. The transcript has 4 exons.
AUGACUGAGACGGCGAGGAAGAAGAAACCUGCAGUGCCAGCGAGAAAGCCGAAACGGACAGGACGGAAACAGCUCGCCAAGACAUCCCCACCAACGACAUCCACAUCUCUGGUGCCUCCAAGCAACCCACCGUUGCCGUUACGGACACGAUCAGAACCCCACCUUGACCAACCUCCUCGAUAUUCCCUUCUCUUCCCUCCGGAGCAGACAAAUCUGCCCCAACGACCCCGUCAACUCUUCCACCCACCUUCGCAUACCUUGAGAACUCCACCCCCACAACCAGCGACAGGCGAUCGCUUCCAGGCUGCCUCAUUGAAUGCGGUUCAAUUCAGACCAGCUAACAAUUCAGAGCGCUCCGUCAACAAUACCUUUAUCCAGCAGCAUCAGCCAAGUCCGGAGGCUGUAGCCCAUGAAGCUCUGCGUGAUCUCAUCUCCACCAAGUUCGAUGCUGUGAUAACCUCGAUUGAUGGCGAGCGAUUUGGUGGAGAUGAGCAAGAGCUAGUAAUCGAGGAUGAAUCGCAGUCAGGUAUCAGAGGAGGAUGGGGAUAUGGAAGUCGACAGGUGUCUCGGGGCGCCAACACAGCCAUAUCUACAGCAGUCGCUGGUACAAACUACUUCGCCAAGGCCAACCUAUACGCAAAUUCAAGGCUGCCACCGAAUCUGCCUCCACUGCAACUCUACCUACCGUCCUACCCUCUGCUAUGCCUCGCAGCCCAGUACUCACAACGAGCCUACAACAAGCCAAUAGGGAACGAGAGGGAAGCUUUCGUCAACGCUGAUUGGCGGAUGGGCACUAAAGCCAUGGUCAUCAAAUCCAUGCCAAUCGAUGAUAUGAACUGCGUGGUAUUUGCCAUACGCGGAAGCCAGACCUUCAUGGAUUGGGCCGUAAAUCUUAAUUCGUCACCAGUGUCACCCAAUGACUUUCUGGAUGAUCCCGGUAACCUCUGCCACUCAGGCUUUUUAUCGGUAGCCCGCAAGAUGAUAAAGCCGGUAGCUGCCCGUCUUCGAUCUCUACUGGCGGAGAAUCCUGCCCGCAGUACCUGCUCCCUACUCAUGACAGGUCACUCCGCAGGCGGAGCAGUGGCAAGUCUACUCUACGCCCAUAUGCUCGCGGAGCAAGUAAAAUCAGAGCUCAAUACAUUGGCUGGCUGCUUCAAGCGCAUCCAUUGCCUCACUUUCGGCACGCCGCCAAUUUCGCUCCUCCCACUUACGAAGCCUCCUACCUUCCGCUACAAGAAGUCCCUCUUCAUGUCAUUUAUAAAUGAAGGCGACCCAGUUCCUCGAGCAGAUAAAGCCUACGUUCGCUCUUUGCUGAAUCUGUAUGCCUCACCUUCUCCAGGCACCACGUGCAUCGCAUCUCUACCUGCCCUGAAGCCUUGCAAGCGGAAGGCGAAGCCCACGAAGGCAACAGAGCAGCGAAAUAACGCUCUAAGCGCACUUACCACACCCGUCCAAGCUCCGGCGUGGAGGGUGCCAGCUGGCGCGCUGUCGAAUGCUGGCCGUUUGGUUGUGCUAAGAGAGAACAGGAAUUCCACCGCUGGAGUGGAGGAUGAUGUCAAAGCAGAGAUCACUUGUGAUCAAGAGUUGAGGGGUGUAAUUUUUGGAGAUCCCGUAAUGCAUAUGAUGAAGGUUUAUGCGAGAAGGGUGGAGAUCCUGGCGACCAAAGCUGUCACGGCUAAGAUAUGGGGCUGA